AUGGCCGCAGACUCGAGCUCCCCGGCCGCGAGCCCGGAGCCCACCGCCACCACCCCCGCCUCCUCCUCCAAGAAGCGCAAGGUCUCCCUCCCCGAGCUCGAGGUCGACGUCUCCCUGCCCGAGCCCCCCUCCAAGCGCGCCAAGCGCCUCCUGAAGAAGGGCAAGCCCCUCCCGCCCUCCAAGAACGCCGACUCGGACGACGACGCCGCCGCCGGCAAGGACAGGCCGGACGACGACCUCGACCUGCCCGCGCACCCGGCCGACGGCGCGCACCGCAAGCAGAAGAAGGGCGGCAAGAAGAAGAAGGGGUCGAAGGACCAGGACGGGGACGGCGGCGACGACGACGACAAGACGGAGAAGGAAGAGGUGCACGGCGUCUGGAUCGGCAACCUGCCCUUCACGCUGACCCGGCCGGAGCUCUUCAAGUGGCUCGUCGACGCCUCGGGCGGCUCCAUCCCCGAGGCGAGCAUCACGCGCGUCAACCUGCCGACGGCGAAAAAGGCCAGCGACCCCCGCCGCCGCCCGCACAACGAGCACUCGGACAAGCUGGCGCCGCAGAACCGCGGCUUCGCCUACGUCGACUUUGCCACCUACGACGCCUGCAUCGCCGCCAUCGCCCUGUCCGAGACGGAGCUCGGCAGCCGCCGCCUGCUCAUCAAGAACAGCAAGUCCUUCGAGGGCCGCCCCGCCGCCCCGGCCGCCGCAGCAGGUGGCAAGGAGCAAGGCGGUGGUGAUGCAGCAGAGACUGCCGCCGCCGCCGCCGCCGCCAACACGAGCCGCAAGAUCUUUGUGGGCAACCUGGGCUUCGCUACGACCGAAGACGACCUGUGGUCCCACUUUGAAAAGUGCGGCGAGAUCGACUGGGUAAAAGUGGCCACCUUCGAGGACACGGGCAAGUGCAAGGGCUACGGCUGGGUCAAGUUCAAGGAGGCCGACGGCGCCGCCUGGGCCGUCAAGGGCUUCGUGCGGAUAAAGGAGGAGAUCGAGACCGAGGAGGACUUUAUGGACAAGAAGGAAGGGGAAGCAGCUGAUGAGGAAGAAGAAGAAGAUGAUGAUGAAGGCGAGGAGGACUCCAAAAAGGCUACGGCAGCCCCGGUGGCGCCCAAGAAGACGAAGAUGCGCAAGUGGUGGGUCAACAUGCUGAGGGGCAGGCCGCUCAAGAUCCAGUUCGCAGAGGACGACCAGACGAGAUACAAGAAGAGGUUCGGCAAGGAUGCCAAGAAGGAGAGGCCCGCCAACAGCGGUGGUCAUCCCAAGAGACGGCAAGAUGCAGCUGAGGGACAGGACCAAGAACAGGAGGCGCCACGCGAGGAAAGUAAACCCAAAAAGGAGAUCCAGUAUCAGGACGACAUCAACGUCGCCAGGCUUACGGGUGCUGCGGUGGCUCCCCAGGGCAAGAAAACGACUUUCGAGUGA
Thyridium curvatum is the source of this 1416-nucleotide messenger RNA. RefSeq lists its product as uncharacterized. The record is from RefSeq and is a predicted model, not a curated record. Gene Ontology annotation, molecular function: RNA binding. The transcript has a single exon. NCBI's taxonomy places the organism in Eukaryota, Fungi, Ascomycota, Sordariomycetes, Thyridiales, Thyridiaceae. Bases 1 to 1416 code for a protein of 471 amino acids.